GGAGGAGGGAAGGAGGAGGAGGAGGAGGGGCAGGAAAGGGACUAGAGAGGGGGUGAGGAGAGGGACGAGAGGGACCUGAACGCCAAGAGCCAAAGGAGGCGGGCGCCGCCACGCGCCCCGCACCGCCCCGCACGAGCGCCCGCCCGGGAGACGCGGGGCCGCCUGAGUGCGGGUCACCUUGUCCCGAAGGAGAAAUGGGUUCCUCGAGGCAAGUUUGACCUGCGCAUCCUGCGCAGCUGGACACCCAGCCAGGAGACCAGCACUAUGGACAGCCUCGCUGGGCCAAAGAACGAGCUGGUGCACAGUAAGGUUCUGGACACUGGCCCAAGGAAUGGCCUGAUUAACACCAGAAGCUUCAUGGCCGAGGGCAGGGAUGGCCUGGUGUCUGUGUAUCCAGCACCUCAGUAUCAGAGCCGCCAGAGCAUGGACAGUGUCGGGAAGGAGGCUGCACAGCAGCUGCUGGACCCCAAUGCCCUGCAGAGGUCGGUGGAGUCUCGUUACCGGCCCAACCUCAUCCUCUACUCUGAGGGCAUGCUGCGCUCGUGGGGCGACGGAGUGGCCACCGACUGCUGUGAGACCACCUUCAUUGAGGACCGGUCACCCACCAAAGACAGCCUGGAGUACGCUGAUGGGAAGUUUCUGGACCUGUCAGCUGAGGACAUCAAGAUCCACACGCUGUCCUACGACGUGGAGGAGGAGGAGGAGCUACAGGAGCUGGAGAGUGACUACUCCAGCGACACAGAGAGUGAGGACAACUUCCUCAUGAUGCCCCCGCGGGACCACCUGGGCCUCAGCGUCUUCUCCAUGCUCUGCUGCUUCUGGCCGCUGGGCAUUGCGGCCUUCUACCUGUCCCAUGAGAGUACAAGAGAUCUUCACAGAUACUAGAGACCUGAAGCAUCCAGCCAAGGGCCUGGAGCCUGGGGCAAUGUCCCACGCAAGUCCACAUCAGAGGCCAAGGAGUCUGCUAUGGGAGACUGAAGGGUCUGCACAGAAAGCCCAGGGGCCGGCACUGGAAUGUAGAGAGUCUGCACCGGCAGCUGAAAGGCAGUGCCGGAAGCUGAAGAAUCUUCUCCAAGAACCAGGAGAUGAUGCUCCAUGCUCAAGGCGAAGGUGAGGACAAGAGCUCCUCCCCAGCGCUCCCACCCCAGAGAACUGCAGCCGUCCUUGGCAAAGGUGAAGACAGAGGCUCAGCCCAAGAGAACAGCCCAAGCUUUUUGGGAGAAAAGCAGCCAGACAAAAAUCAGCAGCGCCAAGGCUCUUCCAAGAGAAUCAGUGUGAAAUCCCUUUUAUACGGUCCUCCUUUUAUAGUGUUCCAACAACAAGCCCCCUUAAUUGGGUCUCCCAUGCCCAGAACCACGCUGACUCAAUUCAGCUAGGUGCCCCGACUCCAGUUGACAGUCAACAGCCACACUUUGUGACUUCACCCGGGGUGGCCCUUGGGAGUGGAAUUUUGGUUGCAUUCCCUCUGUAACCUCUCAACUUCUGCCAGGCCCACUUGUGGAAUGAUAAUACUGGCUUUGCUUAUUAUUUGUGCUAGGAUUUAUGUGCCUUCUUUUUCAAUUCUGCUACAAGUUCUUUUUUUCCUGUUCCAAUUACCUGCCAGAUUUUCAAGCUGUCCCUUUGUCUCCCAAAUACGGAAGCAGAGGUGUUUUACGGUCUCUGCCUGGUAAUUGCAGAGCUGGGGGUCUGCUUUUUCUGUGUAUCCUAUUUGCAUGGUCCAUCUUCCUAGACCCCAGUCACAGACCGGGCACUGUUCUGAGAGGUACUACAGAGCAGUCGGAGGGUUAGAGGGGUAGAGGGUUAUUCAUCCUCUGCACACAGGUCCUUCUGGGCUUUCCCAGGAUGUGGGCUCAGUUUGAAGUCACCUUCGUCUGUGCACCAGGAGGUGCUGCAGUUAGACAGUGUGCUCUGCCUCAGUUUCUCUAUGGCCUCCCACUGUGACACUCUGGCCCACCACAGGGGCUAGUUUAACCACAUCUCCCUCUAGUGGACUCUGAGCCUCAGCCGUGAUCCCCACUACCCUACAAAGUAGACAAAGCUGGCCCUCCUGAGUGCCCCUUUGGGCCAGCAACCAUCCCAGACACAGUGUCCUGAGCCUUUUCACCCGUCCAGAAUCUUGUCCCCCUCCCUAGUCUUGGACAGAUAACCUUGUCUUUUGUCUCUUUGGUGCUUGCUAAACUGCUCUUUACCAUCUCUGCAAGGUUUGCUAGUCCGGCACCACCAGGAGUGGAAAUCUGCAUUUCUCCAUCUCCCUAGUUGUGUGGACUGGGAACAUGUCCCUUUACAAUGACAGCACUUUCAAUUUAGGAUGCAAAGUCUUGGUUGAGGAAUUUAGAGUCGCUGCUGCCAGAACUCUCGCUCUCUCCAGCACUAAUUGGAGCCUGAGCUGCCUUGUGCUACAAGAGUGAUCAGGAACCAUGCCACAUGGCUGGGAAGGGAUAGGAAAUGAGACAGGACCAGUGCCCCCCCCCACUUGACACCAGGGGAGAAACCACCCUGGCCUCAUAACAUUAAGAGCCACCCCCCAGGCGCCCACCAAGUGGCCACCACCUCUGCACCUGGAGCAGAGAUGGAUGCCCCCAAACAUCCUUCUACAAAGAUGAACCAGGUGGCUUCUGGUGCAGGCCCCUAAGAGUGUCCGGCAGAGUUGCAGGUCGAUGGCUGAGAUCCAGUCAGGCCCAGGUGAUCUGGAGACAUGGCUCGUGCAAAACUGUGGACAAUCAGCACUGACGCCAGCCCCAAGCGGGAACAGGCUGCUUACAGGGCAUGAGUUCCUGGCCCUGCUGGCUCCGUCCUGCAUCACAGACUGAAAGAAUAAAGACAGAGGAGACCUGAAUGGGAACUGCCCAGGAAGGCAGGAAGUCACACUGAUUCAGACUUUACAUGACAAAGGGGAGAAGGCUGGCCUGGUAGUGGAAAGGUGGGAGAGAGCAGAGGCCCCCAAAUGCAGACUAGAGCUGUCGUCAACAAAGGACCAUUGCAGAUGCCAAGGACUGUCAUGCUACACAUGGGGCAUCAGGAGCAGCAGGCAGGAAGCAGCAUAUGUAACAGCAUCUCUGAACUGCCCCUUCCUCAGGCUGGAACCAGGAGGAAAAGAACAGACAGUUCAUCAGACACUGAGGUCACUGUGUACAGAGAGAGGCCCAGCUAGAGAACAUUGUGAGAGGACCACCUGAGAACAGAGGGAGAGAGGGCACCUGGGGAUGGGUGGGUAGAGAAGACCUCCUGGCAGAGACCUGGGACAGUUCAUUCCCCCAGCCCCUGCCCUUUGACAUGACCUUUGCCCUGGGACCUCUCUCCCAAACAUCUGAACUGGAUGCUCUGGGUGUUUACCUUUCAAACCAUUUCUCCCACCAAACCUCAGAAUUUUCAUAUUUGACUCCCUAAACCUGAUUACGGAGAUGUUUGAGGUUUUCACUUUUUCCCACCAUUGUGUGUGUAGGACACAUCAUCGUGAAACAAUGAGACCCCAUGCAUUCUAGAGCUGAUGGCCAUGCCCAUAGUCAUCAAGUGGGGGGACUGUCCUGCGUACCCCACCAUCUCCUGCUUUUGUCCACAAGUACGUUAUUCUCAAGUGUCCCUGGGUUUACAGGAAACUGAAUCCCACCCUCAGUGGAUCUGGUAGGCAUGAGCUGAUACAGUCAGCACCUCUCAUCAUGCGGAUCAUGCGGGCAGGUGGCGGUAGCUGGCGAAGCAUGGACCUGUUGAAGUCAGGGAGCAGAGGUGGGGAGGAUGCCUCAGCUGAGGGGUGGAGAGGCAGCGAGGGGACCACCUAGGAAGGGGAUUCAGGAUGCUUGGCAGCCAGAGGUGGCAACAGGUAAAUGGAGGCUUGGUGAAGGACAGACCCAGCUGCAGGAGCCCAGCCAGGUGCAGGAGCCACAUGGGCUUUGUAGACAAAUCAGUCGGAAAACAUCACUGGGGAGUAAGAUGGCCCCGUGCACUGCAUCACAUGGCAGAUUUGAACUUGUGUCAGGCAGAAGUGUGGCAGCCACUCAGUGCUCAUGAGUCUGCAAAGUCACCAGGUGAUCUCUGUCCCUGUCCCUAUUUUCUUCUCCCUCUGCCUCUCCCUCUCCCUCUGCCUCUCCCUCUCCCUCUCCCUGUCCCUCUCUCUCUCUCUCUCUCUUUCCCUGUCUCUUUAUGUGCAUAUUUAAUAUGCUGAUUGUAGCAUCUGAGAUCUGCUUUGCAACUUCUGGAUUUGCACCGUUCCUCAUAAAUAUUAAUGAUCUGGGGCAGCCAAGACAAAUCAGAUUUCUGACCUUUUUUCUCCCCUUUGGAACCCAUGCUGCAGCUAAAUCCCUGAUUGUAAAUUGUUUGGGUGAAUAAAUG
This is a messenger RNA of Chinchilla lanigera (long-tailed chinchilla), 4326 nucleotides long. RefSeq names its product synapse differentiation inducing 1 (gene Syndig1). Gene Ontology annotation, biological process: synaptic vesicle clustering; positive regulation of synapse assembly. The record is from RefSeq and is a predicted model, not a curated record. The transcript is spliced from 4 exons. Lineage: Eukaryota; Metazoa; Chordata; Mammalia; Rodentia; Chinchillidae. Gene Ontology annotation, cellular component: intracellular membrane-bounded organelle; postsynaptic density membrane; synaptic vesicle membrane. Bases 265 to 885 code for a protein of 206 amino acids.